AAUAACCGUCGAACCGGCGCUCCGGUAGUUAGGACGCGUGUGUGUGUGGAUGGUGUCCUUAACACUGUAUCGCUCAGAUUUAUGCCAGGUCCUUGCAAAUGAAGGCUUUUCAUCUGUUUAUUUGAAUGCUUAAUAUUUUAGUAAACUUCGGAAGAGGCCAUGACUGCUCGAGGCACUCCUAGUCGUUUUUUACAAAGCGUUCUGCAGAACGGAGUUGGUCGAUACGUGUGUCAGCUGAAACGUGUGUCUCUUAUAUUCUCUAAAAAUGGACAGAGUUCCUUGGGGGUCAGGGAGUUUAUUGAGGAUGGUGUGGUUGACUUUGCCGAAAAGAACCCAGGAAUUGUCGUCUACGUCUCUCCCGAGUCAUGCAGAAUCCCCAAAAUUGUUGCUGAAUAUCUCAAUGGUAAUGUGAAGAAAGAGCUUGUCACCAAUAAAACAUCACAACAGAUUGCAGAGCUGAUUACUAAAAUGGCUAAUCAGUCUGGCCUGGACAUCAUCCGCAUCCGAAAGCCUUUCCACACAGACAGCCCGAGUAUACAAGGCCAGUGGCAUCCUUUUACCAACCGGCCGCCCAGCACAAAACCUGUUGGCCCACAGGCUAAAUGAAGACAAUGAUUUCUACUUGCGCUACACUGACUGUUUUGCCAUCUUACAAAUUACUAAGUGAAUGUAACACCUUGAAUAAUGCUGGUAUAUAGUGGAUGAAAUUAGGGGGGGGAACUAUUUGAAUAUUGGCUGAAUGUUGAGCGCUGAAUAAAGGCAGAUUAACUCCACUCUCUGGUUUUGACAGUCUCAAAAGGCCCUGGGAUGAAGGCUCUGGGAUCAUUCUUAUAUGAUGUUGUGGAGCUAUAAAUAAAUAGUGAAACAAAUGCUAAAUAAUAAAAAACACACAUUGAUUAGAAAAUUAAUUUAUUGAUAUAUUGGAAAAGAA
Molecule: messenger RNA, 931 nt
Organism: Hemibagrus wyckioides
Lineage: Eukaryota; Metazoa; Chordata; Actinopteri; Siluriformes; Bagridae
Gene: mrpl43
Product: mitochondrial ribosomal protein L43
Exons: 3
Coding region: 160-606 (148 amino acids)
Biological process (GO): mitochondrial translation
Cellular component (GO): mitochondrial large ribosomal subunit
Molecular function (GO): structural constituent of ribosome
Source: RefSeq, a predicted model, not a curated record